Messenger RNA from Momordica charantia (bitter melon), 2008 nucleotides. RefSeq names its product calcium-dependent protein kinase 8. The record is from RefSeq and is a predicted model, not a curated record. NCBI's taxonomy places the organism in Eukaryota, Viridiplantae, Streptophyta, Magnoliopsida, Cucurbitales, Cucurbitaceae. Gene Ontology annotation, molecular function: ATP binding; calcium ion binding; protein kinase activity. Gene Ontology annotation, biological process: protein phosphorylation.
GUGGAUUGAAAAAGAGGGAAGCACAGAGGUGGGGGAGGAGGGUCUCGUUGGUGUUCCCGUCUGGGUUGAAAGAAACUUUGAAUCCAAGGUGGGGGGAAGAAGAUUUUUGGAGGAGGGAGGGAGACACAGAUUCUGAAACCCAAUUCCAAAUCAAAUCCCCAUUCACAUUCUUGAGAUUCAUCUUUCUCCUUCAAUUUCCAGAUUCAAAUCCUCCAAUUCUCCUCCCCGCCACAUUCUUCCCCUUAUCCGGCCAUCUUCUCCGGCUGUUCCUCCCAAUGUCACCGUGCUUCAACUGAAAAUUCCAGGCCUGAGCAUUUCGACAUUUCUGGAUCUUGACCAUGGGUAAUUGCUGUGCUACUCCUGGAACUCCUUCGGCUAAGCCUAAGACUAAGACUAAAGGCAAGCACAAGAAGAAAGGUAAUCGGUCUCCAACUGACGACAACAGGAAACAAGUGAAUGGUGCUGGUAACAAGCUUCGGGUUUUGAAAGAACCAACUGGUCAUGACAUUUCAGCUCACUAUGAUCUCGGUCGCGAGCUCGGUAGAGGUGAAUUUGGAGUAACGUAUUUAUGCACAGAUACUAAUACUGGUGAAAAGUUUGCCUGUAAAUCAAUAUCGAAGAAGAAACUUAGGACUGCUGUUGAUAUUGAGGAUGUGCGGAGGGAGGUUCAAAUUAUGAAGCAUUUGCCCAAGCAUCCGAAUAUUGUUACACUGAAGGACACUUAUGAGGAUGAUCAGGCAGUUCAUAUAGUGAUGGAACUGUGCGAGGGUGGGGAGUUGUUUGACCGAAUUGUUGCAAGGGGGCAUUACACAGAGCGUGCGGCAGCUGUUGUUAUGCGGACGAUUGUUGAAGUUGUUCAGGUUUGUCAUAAACAUGGAGUGAUGCAUCGUGAUCUCAAACCUGAGAAUUUUCUUUUUGCAAAUAAGAAGGAAUCAUCCCCAUUGAAGGCAAUUGAUUUUGGGCUGUCCAUCACUUUUAAACCAGGCGAACAAUUUAACGAAAUAGUAGGCAGUCCUUAUUACAUGGCCCCAGAGGUCCUGAAAAGGAAUUAUGGUCAAGAAGUAGACGUUUGGAGUGCCGGGGUUAUCCUCUAUAUCUUACUCUGUGGCAUCCCACCAUUUUGGGCAGAAACUGAACAGGGUGUAGCACAGGCAAUUAUUCGCUCGGUUAUUGACUUCAGAAGAGACCCAUGGCCUAGAAUCUCUGAUAAUGCAAAGGACCUCGUAAGGAAAAUGCUUAAUCCUGAUCCCAAGCGGCGCCUUACUGCUCAGGAAGUUCUAGACCACCCAUGGUUACAAAAUGCUAAGAAGGCCCCUAAUGUUCCACUAGGCGAGACGGUGAAAGCGAGACUCAAGCAAUUUUCUGUGAUGAACAAGCUGAAGAAACGAGCUCUGAGGGUGAUUGCUGAGCAUUUGUCAGUGGAGGAAGUAGCUGGCAUAAAGGAGGCAUUUGAUACGAUGGACGUUGAGAAGAAAGGGAAGAUACAUCUCGAGGAGCUACGAACUGGGUUGCAAAAGCUUGGACAUCAGAUUCCAGACUCAGAUCUUCAGAUACUUAUGGAAGCAGCUGGUGUUCAUGACGAUGGAACCCUGAACUACGGAGAGUUUGUUGCGAUUUCAAUCCACCUUAAAAGGAUGGCCAACGACGAGCAUCUACAUAAAGCUUUUUCAUUCUUUGAUCAAGAUCAGAGUGGUUACAUUGAGAUCGAAGAGCUUCGAGCUGUGCUAAAUGAUGAAGAAGAAACAAACAGCGAGGAUGUCAUCAUUGCCAUUAUGCAUGAUGUCGACACGGAUAAGGACGGACGCAUAAGCUAUGAAGAGUUUGCAGUCAUGAUGAAGGCGGGCACCGAUUGGAGAAAAGCGUCGAGACAAUAUUCACGGGAAAGAUUCAACAGCCUUAGCUUGAAGUUGUUCAGAGAAGGGUCAUUGAAACAUACUAGUUAAGGUAGAUGAAGAUGAACCGUCUGAAAGAUGAAAUGAAUCAAAUGAUAUUUGAAGAAUGCAAAAAU